This is a messenger RNA of Phascolarctos cinereus (koala), 833 nucleotides long. RefSeq names its product testis expressed 12 (gene TEX12). The record is from RefSeq and is a predicted model, not a curated record. NCBI's taxonomy places the organism in Eukaryota, Metazoa, Chordata, Mammalia, Diprotodontia, Phascolarctidae. Gene Ontology annotation, cellular component: central element. Gene Ontology annotation, biological process: synaptonemal complex assembly.
GGCUCUGAGCACGCCCCCUCCUCCCGGGGAGCUUCCCUUGCGGUAACGUAGCUGGGCUCCGCCCCUUACCCCCGGCCUGUCCUGUCACGUGUCAGAGCACGUGGCAGGGCCGGAGCUGAGGGGAGGACGAGGGACACCGAGUCUGGCGCCCGAGGAAAUUGUGUAUGAGAUACUAUGGCAAGUCAACUAGUGAAAUCUUUGGAGAGUAAAAGUUGUAAGCGACCAAGAGAGAUAGAGAAUGAAACUUCAGUGGGUCCACAGUUGUCUUCUCUUGCAAAAUCAGAUUCUACUUUUUCUGAAAGUGCUAUGCCAUCAUUUUAUAAAGCCGAAGUCCUGGAGAAAGUUUUAAAUGAUAUGAGCAAGGAGAUUAAUCUACUGUUGACUAAAUAUGCACAGAUUUUAAGUGAGAGAGCAGCAGUGGAUGCUUCUUACAUUGAGGAGUUUGAUGCAAUCUUCAAAGAAGCCAGUACUUUAGAAAACCUUCUGAAACAAAAAAGAGAGAGUCUGAGGCAAAGAUUCACAAUGAUUGCAAAUACUCUACAAAGCUAAAAUGAAGUAUAUGUACAAAAUAAUAUGAGAUACCAAGCUGUUUGUGUACCAUUUCUGUUGUGUAUUUAAAGAAUGCUAAUAUGUGCUUUGAAAAUAUAAUAUUCAUCACCUAUCUUUAGUAGUUAUAGAAAAUGUAUACAGUUCAUUUGUAGAAGGGAAUAUUCAAGAAUUUUUGUUGGAUUUGAUAGUUUUUAAGCUAGAUAUCAGUUUCACGUAUUUGGUUUUUGUCUUGAAGUUUCAAUAACUGGCAUACUUCAUAAAAAUGCAAAAUUUUGUUUGCCUAA